AUGACGACUGUGAUACAAACUCGAGAGCCGCUGCAAAUUCUGAGCAUGAGUAAUCAGGAGCGGCGGAAGAGCAAGCGUCUGGCAGCUCUCUACGACGAACAGGAUGGCGACUUCAAGUUUUUGCGCGCGUCGAAGCGCCCGAGAACGGCCGAUCUAGUGGAGGAUGACCCCCGAGCCCGCACCGGAGACGCAAGCUAG
Messenger RNA from Parascedosporium putredinis, 198 nucleotides. NCBI's taxonomy places the organism in Eukaryota, Fungi, Ascomycota, Sordariomycetes, Microascales, Microascaceae. The record is from the annotation of a GenBank genome assembly.